Sphaeroforma arctica JP610 is the source of this 674-nucleotide messenger RNA. RefSeq lists its product as hypothetical. Lineage: Eukaryota; Ichthyosporea; Ichthyophonida. Bases 66 to 674 code for a protein of 202 amino acids. The transcript is spliced from 4 exons. The record is from RefSeq and is a predicted model, not a curated record.
ACAGAAACGAGAAGCUGAAAGAACAAGAGGCGGAAAUACUCGCCCUGAAAUUAUCGCUCAAGCAAAUGAGUGAAAGGAACCUCAAGGAAGCUAAACGGUUCUCACAAGUUCGGAAGAUGAUGCGUGCAACCUACGACAAGGAAGUGUAUUACUGGAAGGAAGCUCAUCGUAAAGCGGAGGAGGGUCUAUUAGACGCGCGAAGCGAGUUGGAUAAAGUCACGAAGCACCAGAAACGUUUCAUGGGCACGUUCCGACUCGCGCACGGGGUUUCGAUGGAGCAGUUGCAUGAAAGCGUGCAAAUUGCCACAAGCCGGCAACAGAAGAACCAGAGUGAUAAAGAAGAACUAUUACACCGGUGGGAGAUUCUAGACGAUGCCCUUAAUAUUGGGCUGGACAGGAGCCAACGAUCUCAGAGUUCACGAAAAGAUAAAAUACGUAAUCGAGCGAACUCGGAAGCACAGGGACGGGGUACGUUGUCGCCCCUCAAUGAAGUUGUGGAUAAAACGAUUGCAGCAAAUUUGAAUGCAAGCCAAAGCCUCAAUGCCCUCUCCGCAAUACGCAGCGACCAGAAAGCGGCGACCGAUGCCAACGCAUUGGUCCCCAAGCAAUCGUCCGAAUCAGCUCAAUCAUCACCAGCUUACCUGGCAUCUAUCGAAGCGAAAAAAGUGGUCUGA